Messenger RNA from Astrephomene gubernaculifera, 3224 nucleotides. Lineage: Eukaryota; Viridiplantae; Chlorophyta; Chlorophyceae; Chlamydomonadales; Astrephomenaceae. The record is from the annotation of a GenBank genome assembly.
CCCGAACUCGCUAUUUGGAGUGUACUUACACUCACGCUAUUCACCGGUAUCGGGGGCGCUCGUUCUCUCACCCGAUCAUUCGAGUUAAGUGAAAGGGCUUUUGCCGGGAGCAAAGCAUACAGUCAUAUAGUUAUUACCCUUUUUCCGUUAAACUACAAGUUCGUCCCUAUGGCGGAAGGUAGCAGUUCCUCGCCCUGGCUUUACAAGGCGGCGGCUAUCACAGCAGCAGCGACGCUUACAGCAGGCGCUGGCUAUGUGAUCUAUAAGUACGUCCUGGCUUCAGAGCCAGAGCAGGAAGCGGAGGAGGCUCCUAUGUCGAUGCAGGCGUUGCUGACAGGAGGAGCCACAGGCAGCGCUUCCCAGGGACCUUCGAUAGCCAUCAGGAAGACUCCUAGUCCUCCUAAGCAGCGGGCCGGACCGUCACUUCCCACCCGCAAGCCAGCUCCAAAGCCCCCUUCGACCACCAUCACUGUCAUCGAAGAUGGCCCUUCAGACUCGGGCGCCUCAACGUCCGCGGCCUCGUCCGCUGCGGCCUCAAAGCCCGCCGGCACCGGCCUCAAGUCUUGCGCCUGCUGCUCCAAGCCCCUGAAGUCCGGCAUGCUGCCGCUGCGCUGCGGCAACUGCAAGUCCGUCUACUACUGCUCCAUCUCCUGCCAGAAGAAGCACUGGCCCGAGCACAAGCCCAGCUGCACCAAGGUCGCCAGCCCGCGGCCGGACGCGCCCGCCGCGGGCGGCAGCGGCCCCUCCGGCGACAGCGGCGCCGCGGGCCCCUCGGGCGGAUCCCCCGCCGAGAAGUCCUACAAGGCCGCCGUGACGGGCGAGGAGGCCGCGCCCGCCCCGACCAGCUCUGAGGCGCCCGCUGCCUCCCCCGCUGAGGGCAGCAGCACCAGCAGCACCAGCCCCAGCGGCGACGCAGCUGCUCCUGCGGACAGCGCUGCCCCGGAGGCGCCUGCUGCCACCGAGGUUGCGGAGAAGGCAGCGGAGCAGCCCAAGGAGGAGGAUGCAGUGCCUGCUGCUGAGCCCGUGGAGGGUGCCGGGGAGGAGAAGGCAGCGGAGGCUAAGGAGGAUGCCGCUGCCGCUGCCGCCCCCGCUGAGGGUGCAGCUGCUGCUGCUGCCGCAGAGGAGGGCAGCAGCAGCAGUGGUGCGCCGGGCGCUGCCCACGGCGGGCUGCAGGGCGCGCUGGUGGAGGUGCUGCGGCAGGCGGCGGAGCGGGGCGCGGGCACGCUGGACGGGCGGUUUGAGGAGGCGGUGAUGUACUUCCUGGGAGGCAAGCUCCCCACCGCGCUGGCCGCCUUCCAGGCGCUGCAGACAGCCGCCCGGCAGCAGUCUCGGUCCGACCUGGUGAUGGAGCUGCACAAGUGGCUGGGGCACACGCACACCAAGCUGGGCAACUUCACGGCGGCUGCGGACUCGUUCCGCGCGGGCAUCGAGGCGGCGCAGGCGGAGGACAACGCGGCUGCGCAGGUGGACAACGCGGUGGGGCUGGGCAACCUGUGGAAGUCGGUGGGCAAGCUGAGCGAGGCCACCGAGGUGCUCAAGGAGGCGCUCAUCGUGGCGCAGAAGGCGGACAGCGCCGGCAUGCAGUCCGAGGUGCUGGUGGCGCUGGGCAACGCGGUGAUGUCGGCCGAGCCCGAGGAGGGGCUCACCUGCCUGCAGAUCGCAGUAAAGCUGCGGGAGGACGAGGUCGCCAAGGCCGCCGAGACGGGCGACCGCGCCGCCAUGGCCACCGGUAUGAUGCAGGCGGCCGCUGCCAUGGUGAACAUGGCCGCCGCGCUGUUCGCCACACACAGGUUCCAACAGGCCAAGCAGGCGUACGAACAGGCCAUGGAGAUCUUCGAGCUGAUGGAGGACCACGACAAGGUCAUCCAGGUGCUCAUCAACCUGGCCAACCUGGCGGAGCUGCAGCUGGACAUGCCGCAGGAGGCGCUGAGGUACAGGCAAGCCCUGGCCACUGCGCUGGAGGAGGCGGGCCACUCGGGUAUCGCCGGCGGCGCCGAAACCGCUCCCUGCGGCGUGUGCAACCAGCCCAUCCACAUCACCCAGGCCCGCACCCGCGGCGACGCCGACAGCGCCGCCAAGGGUCCCAUGGUGAUCCUGGGCUGCCUGCAUGUGCAGCACGACAACUGCUUCAAGGAGUACUGCGACAGGGCGCGGGAGAGCGUGGCGGCGGCGGCGGCGGGCCUGGCCGCGGCCACCCAGGGCGGCGAGGAGGCGGCGGCGGUGGCGGCGGCGGCGGCGUCUCCGGGCGUGAAGCGCACCACCACGUGCCCCACCUGCAAGGCGCCUGUGCCGGUGAUGACGUAAGGGAGGAGGGCAGCGGGAGGCCGGUCGUGACGUAAGGGAGGAGGGCAGCGGGAGGCCGGUCGUGACGUAAGGGAGGAGGGCAGCGGUGGUGUGGUAGGGGAGGAGUGGUGGGGCACUUGCCCCAGCGGUUGUGUAAGAGGGGAGGAGAGGAGGAGGAGGAGGAGGAAGGGAUGGAGGUGAUAACGUGGGUGGUUGUUGGAUACGGUGGUGUUGGUUGGGGAGGUGUGUUGGUUGAAGGUGGAAUCAAGGCGGCAUGCGGUGGACUGGGGCUUAUGAAUCGUGUUAUGGAGCAUGCCGAAUUGACAAUGGCGGGUGCCGGGGUGUUGGUUGACGGACGGCAUCUGAAGAUUGUUGUUGUUGGGAUUGUUGAAUAAUCCAACCAAAAUUUAGGCCGUCGGUGCGGGUUUAAGAACACCGGCGAGGGGUGUGAGGGUUUGGGGGUCAUGAGAGCAAGGGAGCAACAUUGGGGCAUAGCAGCGGCCACAUCAAAAGCAAGACAUGGCGAUGCAAGGUGAAAGGCAGCAGGUAUGGGCAGUUACGGAGCAUGUACACGUUUUGCCAUUAAGUGGUUCGCCUUAUUCUGUGCUCAGCAAUGGUUGCGAGGUUGGCAAAGAACUGUGGCCUUCAAGCCAUGGGUUUAUUUGCCAUGCGUUUACUUGCAGGUGUGUCCCCUCUCAUGUCAUCCGUAGUAAAACUGUAAAGGUGCAGAAAGGGCUUCGGCAAGGGUGGUGUUCUGCAUAGCUCUCAGUUUUCCAAGCAACCCGCCACCCCCUUCAGUAUCUUCUUGCAAACACUUGGGGGUUUCCAUUCGGGCCAAAUUGCACGCGGCACUUCACGUAAGGAUUCUCCUUCGGCUCAGUAAUGGCUGACUAAUGGUUAGUCCUCUCCAGAGUACGGCAUUUGUAACUACGAGACAUGUG